This is a messenger RNA of Miscanthus lutarioriparius, 1773 nucleotides long. NCBI's taxonomy places the organism in Eukaryota, Viridiplantae, Streptophyta, Magnoliopsida, Poales, Poaceae. The record is from the annotation of a GenBank genome assembly.
AUGGAUUCAUUUGCAUGGGCGUCUGUGUCUCAGGCUGCGGGGCUAGCCGGCGGCAGCGCCGUCGUCUCCGACGGGAGAGGCGGGGGGCUCUUGCCGCCGCCGAUGCUCGGGCUCCAGCUCCCGGCACAGGCCGGUCUCGAGCACUUCAUGGACCCCGGCCUAGUCCAGCUGGCCAUGCGCUUCUCCUGCUUCGCUGCUGCAAACGGAGCACCCACUGCAAGCCCCUCGUACAUCACCUCCGAGGAGCACCCACUGCAACCCACCACCGGCAGUGGCAACGGCGAGCCGGGGUUCGGCGGCGGCGGCGACGCGCCGAGCGCCGAGGCCUGCUCGUCCAGGGCACCGGAGGCGGAUUCCAACUCCAAGAAGAGGAAGCGAUCGAACGAGUCGCAGGACGUUCUUGGGAUGAUUGGGACGGAUCAAGAUCAAGGGAUGGCGUCCGUGGAUUCUUCGAAGGAGCGUGGCGAGGACGACGCCAAAGGCAAGGAGGAGACGCCGCCGGUGACCCGCAAGAAGAAAGGGAAGGGAGCUUCGGCGGCCGACGACGAGUCGGAGUCGUACAUCCAUGUCAGGGCCCGGAAGGGGCAGGCAACCAACAGGCAUAGCCUCGCAGAGAGGCUGAGAAGGGAGAAGAUCAGUGAGAGGAUGAAGGUUCUGCAAGACCUUGUUCCUGGUUGCACUAAAGUCACUGGGAAGGCGGUGAUGCUGGACGAGAUCAUCAACUAUGUCCAGUCCCUGCAAAGGCAAGUGGAGUUCUUAUCCAUGAAGCUCGCGGCGGUCAAUCCACAGCUCGGCCUCAACAUAAAACAACUUCUGUCGAAAGAUCUUUUUCGCGCCCCCAGUGCUCCUUCAAGCUCAUCUACUCACCUGGGAUUCUCAAUCUACCACGAAAUGAUGCCCAAACUACCGCCAUUGUCACGGUCAGGCAUGCUCCCGGGAGGCGUUCAUGGUUUGACCAAUCCAGAUGGCUUCAGAACAGCCAUGGAGGAGCAACAAAACGGCAAAGAUUCCAUAGGAGAUCAUGUCUCUCAGUGCGAGACAGAAGACGUAUGUGAUCCUCAACGUCAAGUAUCUGGCGAAGAUGGUCAGGGAAGGCCAAUCGCGAGACGCUUCCUGCUACCUAGGUGGUACGACUCGAGCUACGAGGGCAGGCUCCUCAAUGUGUUCCUGUUUGACCUCCUUGCCUACAAGGCCUUCGCCGACGGCCGGAUCAGGGUGAUAGGCUACCUCUGCGACUGGCUCAUGAGCAUCUACAAGAAACCUGUGCUUGAUAAGUAUCCGUGCUUUGCCACGCGAUGUCCUCUUCCUGCGCAAAGAUCAUGCCAGAUCAAUGCCUUCCUGGAUUGGCAACUCGUCAGGAAGAAGGCAACGAAGAUGGUCGAGGAGAUGGCCUACAAGGCGCCCGAGCUCAGGGAUAGGAUGCAGUACCCGCGCAGCAGGAACAGCCUGUACCACUUUAUACCCAUUGGGUCCAAGCGUCGCGUGAAGCAUGUAAACCGGAAGCAGCAGUCAACUGAUCUCGCCCAGUUCUAUCUUCAGAUGAAGAAGAGGCUACCUUCUUCUUUGAGUCCGGGGGCAGACCAUAGCUAUUCAGAUACAUGUUUUGAAGCUGGUAGACUUCUGGGGCUUGAGCAAGGGCAAUUCCCUGAAUUUUUGUCAAAAGAAGGCACAAAGGGCUCAAGAUGCUUUCAGGAGUCUCAACUAGAUACUGUGCAUCCAGGAAAUGAUCCAAAGAGGCCACGGACUGCUGGAAAUUUUGGGAUAAUUAGAUAG